UGUGUGCUUGUCUUACGCGUCCCAUUUGCUCAGCGCUCAACAUCAAACCGUCACUGCUAUAAUACCAUCAAUGGGUUCUCCAGUCCGGGUCUAUGUUUAUGACCUCAGCAAGGGUCUCGCCGGCCAGAUCUCCUUGCAGCUCACCUGGCAUACCUCAGUUGUUGUCUUCGGGAAAGAAAUCUUUUAUGGACAAGGCAUUUGUGAAGCUGAACCGGGUCGGUCCCAUCACGGGUCACCUCUGAGGAUCAUUGAUAUGGGAGAGACACAUUUGGACGAGCAGACGUUUAUGGAAUGCCUCAGCCAGAUAAAAGAGCAUUACACUGCCGACAAAGUAGACUUCAACUGCAAUUCAUUUACUAACAAUUGCCUCGGCAUUUUGAAUAAUGGCUCGCUUCCAUCGUAUAUCAAAGACCUACCAUCCGAUUUUCUAUCGACGCCGUUUGGUGCUGCCUUACGACCAACUAUCGAUGCCAUGUUUAGGGGCAGGGCUUCUACCGGCAUCCUAACCCCUCCCCAAGAUAUCUCAGCCACAACCGAUUCACCUGAUUCGGCAUUGGCUUCGUCUGUGCUGCAGGCAGUAGCAGCUGGCGCAACAUCCAACAGCUCUGAUGUGCCGUCGUCAUCCAGAGACUACCUUCCGACACCUGCACCAACAUCGCCCCCUACGCCGGUUCAGAACCACAGCCUUACUACACCUGUGCACAUUGCUACAAACCCCUCAUCUUUCCAUAAUGUGCUUCGCACACAUCGUGCUGUGGUUGCAUUCUUCACGAGUGCAACAUGUGGGCCUUGCAGGAUGAUCGAGCCUGUAUUCGAAGAGCUUGCACAGAGCAAGAGCCGGGCCAACGAUGUCGCGUUUGUUAAGAUAGACUUGAGUGUCGGAAUGAGCAAUGCGGUGGGCGGCGAGUAUGGUGUGAGAGUAACACCGACGUUUAUUUUAUUCUUGGACGGGAAUAAAACCCAUGAAAUGAAGGGGAUCAAUGCACCUGAAUUACGCACUCAAGUCGACUUGCUCCUUUAUCAGGCGUUUCCUCCUCAUCCACAUACUACGUUGUCACUUCCUGCGAUCGAAGCUAUACCCCUUAAUGCUAUCCUGUCUUCUCAAGUUCCAGAUCUCGAUAAAGUGCUUGCGAAAUUGACGGGGUUCAUAGAUGUUGCUCCUUCAUGGUCGGGCUUCGUUACGAAAGAAGCCACGAAGCAAAUUCUCGCGGAGAAUAUCGUUCCGUACCUCAAAGCAAAAGAGUCUUCAUCACCCCCUAGCAUUUUUAUAGAGCCUUGGAAAGACGCGACGAUAAGCCUUGCGACGAAUCUUUCCGCAGGAGAAUUGUUCCCUGUGGUAGACAUGUGGCGCGUUGCUCUGCUCAAACCAGCCGUGUGCGGUUGGAGUGCAACAAAAGUCGGUCCUGAAAGCCCGAUCCUCGUCUUGUUAUCCAAGGCCGAAGGCGCGCCAAGGAAUUAUACCCUCACGCUCUUGAAGAUGAUUUCAAACGCGUUUGCGAACACGGUCAUAGCCCGAGAACUUCUUCUUUCAUCUCGAAGUAGCAUCAAAGACCUAGCGGUGGCUGCAUUGUUUCAUGACGAUGUAAAUGUACGGUUGGCAGCAGCCAACCUGGCAUUCAAUAUGGCUGCGCACAUUCAGAGACUGAGAGUAGAUAAGGCGCGGGGGAAUGUUGAAGGGGACGACGUGGGCGAGAAUGAAGACUGGGAUAUUGAAAUGACAAGUGCGCUUCUGGAAGUUAUAGGACGGGAGAAGACGAACGAAGAAAUUGUUCAUCGUUUGACAGCGUCACUGGCACUACUUAUCCGACUUUCUCCGUUCAUUGAACAGCUCACUUCCUUGUUAGAGGUUUUGCAAGCUCAGAAAAUACUCAAGGAUAAGUUGAAGAGAGGCGGAUGCGGGGACACGGGGGUUGUAAAGAAUGAGGCCCGCAAACUCAUCGAGGAGGUUGCUGAGAAACUUUGUGCUUGAUUGUGGAGUGCUUUGUCCUUGCUGUACUUAGUGUAUUGCUAUCAUAUGUACACGUCUCAUUUAAGAAUAAAUAUAGGCGCCUUGCAGGAUCUGGGAUUAUUUGAUGUUGUACAUUUCCAA
Messenger RNA from Suillus bovinus, 2089 nucleotides. RefSeq names its product PUL domain-containing protein. The record is from RefSeq and is a predicted model, not a curated record. The transcript is spliced from 8 exons. Gene Ontology annotation, molecular function: peptidase activity. Lineage: Eukaryota; Fungi; Basidiomycota; Agaricomycetes; Boletales; Suillaceae. Gene Ontology annotation, biological process: protein modification by small protein removal. Bases 71 to 1969 code for a protein of 632 amino acids.